Messenger RNA from Trichoplax adhaerens, 213 nucleotides. RefSeq lists its product as uncharacterized. The coding region runs from base 1 to 213 and encodes 70 amino acids. The transcript is spliced from 2 exons. NCBI's taxonomy places the organism in Eukaryota, Metazoa, Placozoa, Uniplacotomia, Trichoplacea, Trichoplacidae. The record is from RefSeq and is a predicted model, not a curated record. Gene Ontology annotation, cellular component: nucleus.
AUGUGUCAUAUAGCCUACAGAUUUCAAUUAGCAGGAUAUCGCGAUGAAAUAGAAUAUUGCUCUGUUGGCGAUAAUUCAGAGGUUGAAAGAUGGCCCGAAUCUGGAUUUGUAAAGAAGCUACAGAGAAAAAAGGAUGGAUACUUUUAUUAUUUUAAUAGAAGUCGUGAAUGUGCAGACAAGGAUCUAUUUAAGAUAAAAUUAUUUGAGUAUUGA